UAGAAGAGGGGGGAGGGAAUGAGACGUGACAAUUAGUCAUGCCACCUCCUCUGUGAGUGUGCGGGAGUGAGGAUGCCGGGCCCGCUGAAUCAGACACUCAGGGACUUCCCACCAUCCAGCAGCAGCAGCAGCAGCACUGUGUGAGUGAGUACCACGCACUGACCCCAGCUCCACCACGCCGCUCAGCAGCAGCUGAUCACGCGCGGCCCGGCCGCUGAUUGGCUCCCUCCAGACACACCUUUGCCGCUGAUUGGCCGACGCUCCCCCCGCCCAGCGCUACCUUGUGGGAGCCUUAGUACAUUGUGAAUGGGAGCAGCUGGGAAGGGAUGAUCAUUAGAGAGAACGCUGCAGCACAGCAGUAUCGCUCACAUCCAGCAGCAGCAGCCGUACACAGGAGGAACUCACUGCUACAUGCAACGAUGCUCAGCUACACGUCCCAUCAUCUGCACAGCAGCAGCAGGCUGGAAAAAAUGGGCAUAGCCGGAAGUAACCGAUGCGGCGGUGCACCGUGGAAAUCUACAGAGAAAGGCGACUUUGAGGCAGUAGAAGCCCUUAUGUACAUGAGCAGCCGCUGGAAGCCUGAGUACAGAAAUUAUGCUGAUUUGAGGCCAAUUACUCCAGCAUCUGAUCUGUCUGAGAAUGAGGACAGCGUGAUGACAUCGGAGUUCUCCACCGCCAUACCGGCCUUUUGCCUAACGCCACCGUACAGCCCUUCAGAGUUUGAGAUGUCACCUUCUCCAGGCGCCAAGUCCAUGUCUCCAGGUCCAGUUGCUGAAAAGAGCCAGCCUACUAAUAAUUCAGGCAACCAUUCAAUAGAAAAUCAUUCACCGAGCCACCAGAAAGCCCAGGUGACAAGCGUCAUCCGCCAUACUGCGGACGCACAGUUCUGCAAUCAACAUCCAGUCAUGCCAAGGCAUUUCGAUAGUCCUACCACAGGUGGCAGCAUUGAGCCAAAAAGUGUACCUAAUGUGGCCAUGCCAAAGGGUCAAAAUGAAAGGUGCGAUCAAAACCAGAUCAAGACUGAAGUCCAGGCGGCACAUACCUUCCUACCUGUAAACGAUCACCCUGGUAGAGUGUCUCCUGCUGGUCUGCAGGCUUGUAAUAGCAAGGCAAGUUCUUCCGAUGCCAGUUUUGUCCCAAUGCAGAUCUCAUCACCGUCGCUACUAGUUUCCACACCAGUUGCUGCAAACACUGUACCGCAGAUGCCCGUCUUUUGUCAGAUGGUUCCCUUCUCUUCCAACAACUCUAUGGUGACCACAGUCCUAUCAAACACUCCCGCUCAACCACCAGCAGUCAUGCAGUCUCUAUUUUAUAUGGGGGCUCCAGUGCCUAAUGGGAGAGUGAUGUUUGUCAUGCCACAGUCUGUAGUGCACACUGCAAAAACUGUUUUGUCCAGCAGCACCAGGCUUUCACCAAUUGCACCCGCACCAGGAGUGGCCCUAUCUGAAGGAAAAGUUUCAGCACAUGUGGAUGCGUCUCGAAUUAGAAGUCAUGUCUGCAGCCAGAAUGGGUGUGGGAAGACCUACUUCAAGAGCUCCCACCUAAAGGCACAUAUGAGAACGCACACAGGAGAAAAACCUUUCAGCUGUAGUUGGGACGGUUGUGACAGAAAAUUUGCCCGAUCUGACGAACUGUCUCGUCACCGCCGAACACACACAGGAGAGAAGAAAUUUGCAUGCCCAAAAUGUGACCGCCGUUUCAUGCGCAGUGAUCACUUGACCAAGCACGCCAGGCGCCACCUCUCAACCAAAAAACUCCCCGCCUGGCAGAUGGAAGUGAGCAGGCUAAGCAAUAUCGCCAUGCCACAGGCCUCGGCUCCUGUUCAGUGAGGGCGUUCGGAGAACUUGCAUCUCUCAACUCAGAGUCCACGGGAUGUCUGUGUGCACCACCGUGAUGACAAAUCACCUUCACUCCUUUAUGGAUGCGAAUCUGGUUAGGACCACCUUUACCAGAGCAAAACGAGGUCCGUGCAGAAAAAGGCGGCAGCAACCAAAAUACACUUUGAGGACUUGGUUUAUUUUCUUUUCUUUUGCACAGGAGAAAAAAUCUAAAGUGCAGAUAGUUGGUGUAGCACUAUGCGGUUGAUAAUGUUGCCAGAAUGUGAUGUGAUUAAUUUGUAGCCAAUGGCGAAUGGUAACGCUUACAAAUCUAUGUAGGCUUGUUAAUACUAACUUGGUAAAAGUGGCUUCAUUUAGGCUACUACAUGGUGCUCUGGAUUGUCUAUUCAGGAAAUAAGUUGUGGUUAACUAUACCAGGGCACCGAGUAACAAUAACCACACGACUUACUAACAGUUCUAGUGAAAUAACGUGUAGUUAACAUACAUAAAAUGUUCUUUAUAUAGGUACAUUUUCUUAGAGGUAACAGAUAUAUUUAUGAGGUUACCGUGCUUUAAGUAAGGGUUCUCGCCUUCCUCAAGUAUCUACGGGGAGGGACUGACUUGAUCUACUUAUCAUUAUUAUGGGACUUUUAAAGGUUGCAUAAUUCUCAGGAAUGGUAAAUAUAGUCUUUUUAAGAUGUUCCCCUCCCAGCCAGUUCUCCUGAACAAAUGCAGGGUACUUGUAUUAAAGGAGUUCGGUUUUUAUUUUUGUUGUUUUUUUUACUUUUUAAAAUAAAUUUGGGUUUACAUACACAAACUACCUACAGAUUACUAGUAACCCAAAACCACUGGUAUCUCUAUGCCAUUCCAUUUGGAUGACCGGCUUACUGUUUUUUUUUCUUUUUCUUUUGACAUUGGUAAGCAAUGGUCAGGAAUGGUAGACGCUGCAUGAACACAUGGAGAUAAGAAUUGCAGUAGAAAAUCUUUCUUUAUAUUCUGCUGUUUUGUGAAAUACACAAUACCAUAUUGAAAACGUUCUAUGGACUUUGGGGAGAUCACCCAAAAAAACUUAGUUUUAAAAAGUUUGUGGCAAACUUUUUUUUUUUUUCUGCCCUUUGCUUAAUAGUAAACGAGGCAGGAGAUUGUUCUAAGAACCUCGAUGCCAUCAGGGUAUGUAAAGGAAAAUGGCUUAUGCCUGUUGGAAUUCAUUUGUCAUUUUUAUAAGCUGGCAAUUUGCAUGGCCACUUUUUGUCAUUUUAUUAUAAAAUUUAACUUUCCGCAUAAUUAGCAGUUUUGGACAGUUUAUUAUUAUUUUUUCCCCAUUAAAGUGCCGUUUGAUAUAUUUCAGAUGGCCUCCGGAAUUUCUCAUUCAUCAAAUAGGAAAACAAAAACAAAGUUAUACUCUGUUGCAGUAUCAAAUAUAAUCUAAUAUACAUUAUUCCUGCUUAUAUGUAUUUAGAAGAAAGCCCUGCAAGUGUACUGGUGAUACCAGUUUUUGCUUAGGCACAUGGGUCUUCGACCUGUGGCCCUCUAGCUGUUGUGAAACUACAUAUCCCAGCAUGCCCUCCCCCAGUUUUAGCAUGUCUUAAUAGCAAAACUGUGGAAGGGCAUGCUGGGAUGUGUAGUUUCACAGCAGCUGGUUGAAGACCCAUGGCUUAGGGGGCUUUUGUAAGUGUUGUCUCUUACAGGGGUAAAGGUAAACUAUGUACCUCCUCACUCACUGUUUACUAAACCAUUACUACUUAAUGUGAUGUACUAAAAGUAAGAAAGGAAGCUGCAGGUUUCAGUCGCUUGAAGUACAUCUUUACUUGUAAUUUAGAGGUUUAUUUGUGCUCUUGUUUGUACCCAACUUCUUUCAGCUGCACUUUGGUCACAAAUGUUUAAAAAGAUGUGAACAGAGGAAUAUUCUAAAUAUAGCUUUAUAUUAGUAAAUUAGUUCCGCGAAUACACAACUGGAUAUUUACUUUUGUGUAUGUGUAUCCAACGCCUACACACCGGAUGUGAACAAUUGUUGCUCUAGACCAGUAUGCAAUCCUAUAAGUUUUCUGGGGAUUUGGUGGCCUUUGAUGUCACCAGUUCCUAGUGAAGAGAUGGGCUGCGUUUGUACGGAAUGGCUGCUCCAAGUCCUGCUGGUGACAGGGACACUUUACAAGGCAUCCAUUGUUUUCUAUUGACUGCUUUAAAGCGUUGUUCAUUCUCGUGAUGGAUCUGUGCACAGGUUUAAUGUUGACCAUUAAUCAAUGUAAGAGGCAUUUUGUGACUAUAUAUAUUUGCACAGUAUUUCAUAUGUUGUACUUUAUACACGUUUAAAAAAUAAAGAACAAUUUUGUAUCA
Molecule: messenger RNA, 4151 nt
Organism: Pseudophryne corroboree (corroboree frog)
Lineage: Eukaryota; Metazoa; Chordata; Amphibia; Anura; Myobatrachidae
Gene: KLF10
Product: KLF transcription factor 10
Exons: 4
Coding region: 327-1829 (500 amino acids)
Biological process (GO): regulation of transcription by RNA polymerase II
Molecular function (GO): RNA polymerase II cis-regulatory region sequence-specific DNA binding; DNA-binding transcription factor activity, RNA polymerase II-specific
Source: RefSeq, a predicted model, not a curated record